This is a messenger RNA of Capronia coronata CBS 617.96, 3309 nucleotides long. RefSeq lists its product as uncharacterized. The transcript is spliced from 2 exons. The record is from RefSeq and is a predicted model, not a curated record. Bases 1 to 3309 code for a protein of 1102 amino acids. Gene Ontology annotation, molecular function: protein binding. NCBI's taxonomy places the organism in Eukaryota, Fungi, Ascomycota, Eurotiomycetes, Chaetothyriales, Herpotrichiellaceae.
AUGGACUCAUCUAGAUGGCACCAAGAGCCAUUCGACUGGGCUUCCCACGCCUAUCAUCUGCUCGCUCCUCGAGUUAACGUCAAAGGCCGCAUGGCGCUGGUUCUGCUGGUGGCCGUCAUUUGGGCAUUCUCCUGGCUUUUAUGGCGCGCCUAUUCAGUCAUCAAGACCCCGAACGAGAUCCUCGUGGAAAAGCUCGGCCUAGAUAUCCCACCCACGCCGCUCGUCACGCUCGAAGAAAUCUCCUCGCGCGAAGUUCAGAUCAGCUGGAAACAUGCGGAACCUUCGACCUCGGUGCAAGAACAUCAUAUCGAGGUCAACGGAAGGGUCAUAGGCACCACCAGGAAGAAUGAGAUGGGUGCCAUAAUAUCGAAUCUCAAUCCGGGCCACAUCUACGAUAUUCGCGUGUUUUGUAUCAGUGCCGGUACCUUUCAAACGCCGAGCGCUGCCCUACACGUCCGCCUUCCCGGGCCGUCGUCGACUUCCUCCCAGGACGGAUCGUCCGAAUCUACGCCUACAGUCAGAGCCAUCCCGGUUCGCAGUGCUCAAGCCCUGACACCUUUGGUUGCUCCGGCGAUGACUCGAGAAUUGAGCGGAGGAUUACCGACCAGCAGGAGAGUAACUUCAGGACGGAGACCUUCCCCCGCCAACCAUGGGUUUGAUUUACAACACGGGCCUGAUGGAUCAUCCAAAGGCGUCGAAGACGAAGUGGAUGGCGACCUUGCCGAGCUGUCCCAGCGAUUCCAAAAAGUGCAACAAGAUAUUGAGGCGGUGGAGGCUCAAAUUCAGGAAGAAGACAAAGAAUUCGAAACCGCUCUGAAGGAUCUGGAAGCGCGUCGUGACGAGCUAAAGCAGAGUUUGAAAGAGAGGGAUGAGGCCAGCAACGACCUGCGCAAGCAAGUCCACAAAGCGGAAACGGCGAGUCGGACAGCCCAGAGCGAAAAAACCAAAAAGGAACGACUCCUGCAACAGAAGGAAAACCAGCGCAGGAAGCGGAAAGAUGAGAUUGUCAAGUGGGAAGAUCAAAUCGCUUCGAUGAAGGAAGAAAUGGCCGGGAUCGAGACCCAAAAGGCGGCGAUUGAACGUAGAACGCAAAGCGAGCUGAGGGAGAUCCGAAAGAAGAUUGAGGAGGAACAAAAAGAGGUCGCGAUGUUGGAAGAAGACAACCGAGAGAAGGCACUUCAGAUCAAGGCUCUCGAAGAAGAGCGUCAACAGCUUAAUGUCGAGGACGAGACUGACGAAACCCGAGAGGCGGAACGUUUAGAUCGUGAACGGGAUCUGCGCUGGCGAGCCAGAUUCGAUGGCCUCCAGCAAACGUACGCAAGAUUGUGGAAUGACCUGCAACUGGCGAACCAACAGGUCAGCUACACCCGGGAGCAAAUCACUCAAUUGGAGUCGAGAAGGGCCAACUCGAUCGCAUUCGCGGCCCCAACUACGCUUGACCUCGACGCUCUCCGACGUGGGAUGCGGCCGGGUCGAAGACCAAGGCACACCAAUUCCCACGGCAGCAGCAUCUCGUCGCCACGUGGUCCUUUCGCCGGUCCAGAACCUUUUCCCUCGGGGUUUCAAUAUACAUCGAAUCCGACAAACGCAUCCCCUACGACUAUGGUCCCGAGUUAUUUCAAUCCUCAAAACGGGAUGACGUUGACCAUGCCGGUCGAAGUCCCUUCCUCGCAUGUUGAUGACGCUGAAACGGUCAGCUCGAUGCCCAUGAGUCCUCGGGCCGACUCCCUUUUGCCGGCCGAUCUCCUCGGGGACGAGUCCGCGGAUGAGCUGCCAGACACAGAUGAACCUGGGCGGUCAAAAGGUCCUUCGGAGGGAGUCACCCCAUUUCCCAUGAUUGGUUCACCCAUGUUGCACGAGAUCGCCCGUCGCACCGACACGCCUUCUGCGCAUUCGUCCUCGAGCAAGUCUUUCUCCAGUCCUCUUCAGACUUCGGCGCCGGCGGCUGAAUGCGAAAACAAGUCAUCCGACUCGGGAGGAACAUCGGAUCAGAAGACUGAAGAAGCGAUCGGCGAAGACGAGGAUGUUCAGCAACCCAGUAAGCCCAAGUACAUGUCGAUGUCGUCCAUGUUUGGUCUCAACCGGCAACGCGGUAAGACGCUUGCGGAUCAAGCACCGGCGCUUGGAUCUCUGAAGGCCGCGCAAAGUCGAUCGUUUCCCCGGAAUGUGGACGAGUUCGAUCCCGGUACGCAGCCUAGAAGGCGUUUGAGCUAUGGCGGCAACUGGGCUUUCCCAGGGACCCUUUUGCGUGGGAACGGCAACCCGGAAGAACGAGAUCAAGAAGCAUCGCGGUUCUCCUCAACUCGUCGUGCGUUUCUCGGGUUUGGUAAAUCUACUGGUGCUUCGGGAAGUUACGAUCCGUUUGCGGCGAGAUCUGGGUCCUUCGAUCCUGGUCUUCGAGCCGAGACAUCCUCGCCUCGGCCUUCUUCCACCUACUCCUUCGACAAGCUGCCGCGACCGUCGCUGGAAAGUCAGUUUCGGGCGUGGAAUAGUGAUAAACCUCCGAUCCGGAACAGUCCUCUGGCCCCGGAUUGGGGCUCCCUGCACUCGUUUUCGCGAAGCCACUCGCGCCGGCCGUCGUUCGUGUACAACUCCACCAGUAAUCUCUCCCUCCCGGCCGACGAGGAAGUCAUUGAGCCUGACCGGGUACCGAGUCGUCCAUUACAAGCGCCCAUCGGCACCCGUCCGGCAUCGUCACAGCAAGCUUCCACGCCGAAGCUGAACCCCGCGGCACCGUCUUUCACCAUGCUCUUUGGCAAGCGGGGCGAGAAGGCCAAAGACAAAUCGAGGGCGAAGGAUUCCAAAGAACGGGUGGGCGAAUUGGAAGCAACCUCCUCGCCUCCUGACGAAUCACGCAAGUCCAGGGACACGAGUUCCAUCACGAAUACAAUUUCCACAUUCGAUUCGGAGCCGCUGGACCGCACAGCCUCGGGCACCAGUGCCCAAAUGUCCUUCGAGAACACGCCAGUCAAGCCGACGUUCAUCUCCAAGCUCACGCGCAAGGCUAGUAGCAAUAAGUUUGGAAGUUGGAAGGACAAGGGAGGUCUGUUCUCCCGAAGAGAGGCGGCUGCACCCAACGGCGAGAACGAGGAAGAGCAGGGGUCCAGUGAGCAUCUUGGGAAGAGUUUGGAGAGUACGUCGACCACGCCGAGCGCGGAAGACAAGAAGUCGAGCCGAAGCAGUUUGAGCAAUUGGAACUUCAUGCGUAAGAGCAAGAAGGGCCGAGAAGAUUUGACGGCCAGCGAGAUCAGCGAGAGUAGUGAAAAAGCCAGUGAGACUGGGGAGGAGAGAGAUGAUGACGAGGCAUGA